Messenger RNA from Sipha flava (yellow sugarcane aphid), 957 nucleotides. Its product is annotated as muscle-specific homeobox protein tinman-like. Lineage: Eukaryota; Metazoa; Arthropoda; Insecta; Hemiptera; Aphididae. Gene Ontology annotation, biological process: regulation of transcription by RNA polymerase II; cell differentiation. Gene Ontology annotation, molecular function: DNA-binding transcription factor activity, RNA polymerase II-specific; RNA polymerase II cis-regulatory region sequence-specific DNA binding. Gene Ontology annotation, cellular component: nucleus. The coding region runs from base 31 to 957 and encodes 308 amino acids. The record is from RefSeq and is a predicted model, not a curated record. The transcript has 3 exons.
CACUGCGCCGACGAGGGCUAUGCGACAGCUAUGCGUGGCGGCGAUCGCUUGACCAUGAACCUGUUCCCGGACGAGUACUUCUACGCCGACUACCAACAGCAUUAUCCCCCGGCGGCGGCCGACGAGUACGGGCCAGCGGCUUCGUCUUACCCGCACCCGGUCGUCAAGACCGAUGGCGAGUGUUACGGGCAGCAGCAGGACGCGUCCGCGGACCCUAACUACUGCUACGACGCCACGGGCUACUAUUGCGGAUACGGUCAGUACGACGCGGUGACGUGCAACGACAGCUGGUCGUCCGGACAGGAAGCGCAGCCUCUGCUACCACCGCCACCCACGUACGCUUGCGACUGGACCCCGGCGGAAGAAGGGCCGCACAUUCCGCCCGCGCCGUUGCCGCCGUUAACCCUUCCGGAACCGGUUAACGUUUUCUGCGACCAUCGGCCCGUCGAACACGCAUUUCAAUCCGACCGCGGUUCCCAUCAAAUCGUCACCCCCGUCGCCGCAACCGCGGACCAACAUUUCAAAUCAUCAUUAAACGAUAAGCCUAUGAUGCACAGAUAUGAUCAAAUAUCCUUAAGAAAAACCACAAUCAGACCAUCUACAAGUCAAAGACAAAGAGCAAAACGAAAACCUAGAAUACUUUUUUCUCAGGAUGUAAUAUCAGAAUUAGAGCAACGAUUUAAGCAACAAAGGUACUUAUCGGCAACAGAACGAGAAGCAAUGGCAUCUAGGAUAAGGUUGACUCCAACUCAAGUUAAAAUAUGGUUCCAAAAUCGACGAUACAAAAGUAAAAAGCUAAUAACAGCUGAUAGUACAACAUCAGACAACAAUAAAAAGCCUCCCCGAAGACAAUUUCCCGUAAUUAAGCAUUGUUACAAUUCUGAGUUUACUAAUAUUAUUACAAAUAAUAAUCAUAAUUUCAAUCAUAACAAUAAAUAUUUCAACCAGUCACUGUAA